CUCUGGGUUGGCCGACAUAGAGCCGUUGGGCUUGAUCCGAUCAUGAUCGAAUACCAACGACAUCAGUUAAGCUCUGCUAAAAGCCCAAGUAAGAGCUCGACCUUGAAGUCCAAAAAUUGAGCCCAAGCUCAAAUCAUGCGCGAAUGAGCACUAAAUGAAGUGGACUAGCUUCCAAGUUCAGCGAUGGAGCUCCUCUUCUCCUCUCUCCUCCUCUUUCUUCUCGGUCCCAUCGCUUCGAUCGCGAGAGGCGGUGACCGGAUCCCGAACCCAUCAGGUUUUUGGGAUCGGAGCGGUGAGUUCUCAGCUCGAAGCUUGUUGCAGGAUCACAAGCCGCAGGAGCUAGAAGCUUUGGCUGAUGGAUACAUGAGCAAUUCAGAACUCGAGAAGGCGAUUGAGGAGUUUGGAAAGAGAUGUGCGCACAUUUCUAGGGUAUACAGCAUUGGCAAGAGUGUAAAAGGGUUCCCAUUGUUGGUGAUUGAAAUUUCUGACAAGCCCGGGAAGGAUGAGGCUGAACCCGCAUUCAAGUUCAUUGGUAAUGUGCAUGGAGAUGAACCUGUGGGUCGCGAAUUACUUAUACUUCUUGCAAACUGGUUGUGCAACAACUACAUGAAAGAUUCCUUGGCAACAUUGAUCAUAAAAAAUGUUCAUCUUCAUAUUCUUCCAACAAUGAAUCCUGACGGAUUUGCUCUUAGGAGACGUGGGAAUGCAAACAAUGUGGACCUAAAUCGGGAUUUUCCUGACCAAUUUUUUCCGAUAAAUGAUGUAGUGGACUUGCGACAACCUGAAACCAGAGCAGUUAUGAGUUGGAUAAAAGGGCAACACUUUACGGCUUCUGCAAGUUUACAUGGGGGUGCUCUUGUUGCAAAUUAUCCUUGGGAUGGUUCUGGAGACUCAAGAAAACGGUAUUAUGCAUGCCCAGAUGACAAGACUUUUCCAAGCCUAUAUAGCCAGUCGCACUAUAAUAUGUCUUUGAGCUCUGAAUUUGAAGGAGGGAUAACAAACGGGGCUCGUUGGUAUCCUAUAUACGGUGGUAUGCAAGAUUGGAAUUACAUUCAUGGGGGCUGUUUAGAAUUAACCUUGGAAAUAAGUGACGACAAAUGGCCUAAAGCAGAUGAGCUUCCUAUCCUCUUUGAGUACAACAGAAUGAGCAUGCUGAAUCUUGUUGCAAGUCUUGCCAAGACAGGCAUUCAUGGAAGGAUAUUCUCGUCGCACAAUGGUCACCCUCUGCCUGCCUCAGUAAUGAUCAAGGGAAUUGAUUACAAAAUCAAUGCUAGCGGAAGCUCUGGUGAUUAUCAUCGCAUUCUUGCUCCGAGUGGAAGCUAUGAAGUGACAGUUUCAAUGCCUGGUUACCGAGCGAAAACAACUCCAACCUUUUUGCAACAAUAUGCGAUCAGCUUGGAUUUCAUUUUGGAUCCUGAUGGUGAUGACGCACAUAGACGAACACCGCUCGAUGGCUGUGAUUGCAACUGUCUCGGGAUACUAAGGAGGGCCCACGGGGGGGUUUAUCUUGCUGUUUUUGUUAUCUUGUUGUUCCUCUACUUUUUGUUGAAGAGGAAAGCUGUGUUCAGGUUCCUGAAGCGAAGACACUCUUCCAGCCAUAGACGAGUUUCUGUAGUUUAGACAUUUCAUACAUGUAUAAUUACUUAUAAGAUAGUUUAUUUAUUACUUAUUGUAUAAAGAAAUGCAACAUUGUCCA
Asparagus officinalis (garden asparagus) is the source of this 1696-nucleotide messenger RNA. RefSeq names its product carboxypeptidase SOL1. Lineage: Eukaryota; Viridiplantae; Streptophyta; Magnoliopsida; Asparagales; Asparagaceae. Gene Ontology annotation, biological process: proteolysis. Gene Ontology annotation, molecular function: zinc ion binding; metallocarboxypeptidase activity. The record is from RefSeq and is a predicted model, not a curated record.